Molecule: messenger RNA, 2657 nt
Organism: Nycticebus coucang (slow loris)
Lineage: Eukaryota; Metazoa; Chordata; Mammalia; Primates; Lorisidae
Gene: SHF
Product: Src homology 2 domain containing F
Exons: 7
Coding region: 25-1491 (488 amino acids)
Molecular function (GO): phosphotyrosine residue binding
Source: RefSeq, a predicted model, not a curated record
CCCUGGCUCAGUCUGGCGGGCCCCAUGUUACUGAGCGGAGCUCCUCCGGCGGGCUCCCGCCCCGGGCCGCGGGCGCAAGGGAGUGCCGGGGGUGGCUCGGGGGGGUCCCGCCGGGGCACCGGGGGUGCGGGAGCCGGCCCAGGAGGGGGCGGCAGCGGCGGGGUAGCCAAGUGGCUCCGGGAGCACCUGGGCUUCCGCGGGGGGAGCGGCGGCGGAGGGGGCAGCAAACCGGCGCCCCCGGAGCCGGACUACCGUGCCCCCGCUCCCUCCCCUGCGGCGCCCCCCGCGCCGCCCCCGGACAUACUGGCCGCCUACCGGCUGCAGCGGGAACGCGACUUCGAAGACCCCUACUCCGGGGUGUCGUCCGGUUCCUCAGCCCUCGCCACCCCCGCUGUCCCCGGCCCCACGCCGCCCCCGCGCCACGGCUCGCCCCCGCACCGCCUUAUUAGGGUCGAGACCCCAGGACCCCCAGCGCCCCCUGCCGAUGAGCGGAUCACAGGACCCCCGGCGAGUAGCGACAGGUUGGCAAUCCUAGAAGACUAUGCUGAUCCAUUUGAUGUUCAGGAGACUGGUGAAGGCUCAGCAGGAGCUUCAGGAGUCCCAGAGAAGGUCUCUGAAAAUGAUGGCUACAUGGAACCCUAUGAGGCUCAGAAGAUGAUGGCUGAGAUCCGGGGCUCCAAGGAGACAGCAGCCCAGCUCUUGCCUCUGUAUGACACACCCUAUGAGCCAGAGGAAGAGGGGGCCACCCCAGAAGGUGAGGGGGCCCAUUGGCCCCGGGAAUCCCGCCUGCCAGAAGAUGAUGAGAGGCCCCCUGAGGAGUACGACCAGCCCUGGGAGUGGAAGAAGGAGAGGAUUUCCAAAGCCUUUGCAGUUGACAUUAAGGUUAUCAAAGACCUACCUUGGCCUCCGCCCGUGGGACAGCUGGACAGCAGCCCCUCCCUGCCUGAUGGGGACAGGGACAUCUCCGGUCCAGCCUCGCCCCUCCCUGAGCCCAGCCUGGAGGACAGCAGCGCCCAGUUUGAAGGAUCUGAGAAGAGCUGCCUGUCACCUGUUCGGGAGGAGAAGGGGCGGCUACCUCCCAGACACUCUGCAGGGAACCCCAAGUCAGCCAAGCCCCUAAGCCUGGAGCCCAGCAGCCCUCUGGGGGAGUGGACAGAUCCAGCACUGCCUCUGGAAAACCAGGUCUGGUAUCACGGGGCCAUCAGCCGAACAGACGCCGAGAACCUGCUUCGGCUGUGCAAAGAGGCCAGCUACCUGGUGCGCAACAGCGAAACCAGCAAGAAUGACUUCUCCCUCUCUCUCAAGAGCAGUCAAGGCUUCAUGCACAUGAAGCUGUCCCGGACCAAGGAACACAAAUAUGUGCUGGGCCAGAACAGCCCACCCUUCAGCAGCGUCCCUGAAAUCGUGCACCACUAUGCCAGCCGCAAACUGCCCAUUAAGGGGGCGGAACACAUGUCCCUGCUCUACCCCGUGGCCAUCCGGACUCUUUAGAUGUGAAGCCAGGGUAUUGAUAGACCUGAACCCAGCCCUGUGCCGGUCAUUCUGGCUGAGGGCUGGGGCUCUUUGCACCGACUCGAUCGAUCCAUCUCUCGAACCUUUCUUCUCCUUUCCCUGAGAUCGAAUAGAAGCUGGAGGUUCCUUAAUUUAUUUCCUCAAGGGGAAGGGCUGCUGGGGCCUUAGAGUUACCCAGAGAGAAAGCAGAGCCUCUGGAGGAGGGGCUCCAGAGCCGGGGUGUCCUGGGGACUUUAGGAUUGGCAGCUCCAGCUUCUUACCGACCCGAAGGCAGAGGCAACGACCUCAUACUCGCCCUCCACCCCCAAACCACCGGAGGGCUCCGCCCAGAGUCUGGCAGUCCCCUGGGAUGGAGACAGCCCUAGUGGAUUGGGAAGGGCUCGGCCCGAGGGAACCGCAGUCUCCGGGCCGCCCGGCUCCGGGCCAGAGGCAAUAAAUAAACCCAGUCCUGCCGGGCAGUGCUGCGUCCGCACCUCCGGCGCCGCCCCCAGGCCGACGGGGGAGGGAACGGCGAAACGAGCACAGAUUCUGAUUAUAAAUCAGCUCUGGAGCAGACAUAAGCCGCCUGUAAAAAGCACUUUCGAAGCAUCAAGUUCUUUCUUUGACGAGACGUCAAAACAUCCCCCGCUGCUCCCACCCGGGCUAGGGACACCGAGGCCCGCCGGCGCUAUGGCACCCUUCCCCGCCGCGCCGCUGAGCGCCGCUCCCCUACAGCUCGUCCAAUUUCCUGCCAACAGCCAUUUGUCUAGGAGGAGGGGGACGCGGAGAGACAAAGAGGCAGCGCGCCAGGCGGGAGGGAGCGGGCCGGCAGUGCCACGCGGAAGCCGCGCUCCCGCGGAGGCGGGAAGGCUGGCGGGGCGGACCGCGGAGUCCUCGCUCGCUUCCUCCGCCAGCCCUGACUGAAGCAUCCGUUUCCCGGAGAUCUGCGGCGCGGGCGGCCGUGCGCGCCCCCUGGGGGCCGUGCCUUUAACCGCCCGCCCUACGCGCGGGGCCACACCCGCCUGCGGCCUGGCUACGCCCGGGCUGGUGCCCAUGGCGGGAACUCGCAGGGCCUGGGGCCCAGCCCCGUAAUGCCCGCUGGGCCACUCCGGCUCGCCCUCCUGCUCCCACGCCUGCGGGUGACGGUCUGAGGGCCUCUUCUAGGA